Neogale vison (American mink) is the source of this 510-nucleotide messenger RNA. RefSeq names its product microtubule associated protein 1 light chain 3 gamma (gene MAP1LC3C). Gene Ontology annotation, molecular function: ubiquitin protein ligase binding. Gene Ontology annotation, cellular component: cytosol; autophagosome membrane; autophagosome. Lineage: Eukaryota; Metazoa; Chordata; Mammalia; Carnivora; Mustelidae. The record is from RefSeq and is a predicted model, not a curated record. Gene Ontology annotation, biological process: macroautophagy; autophagy of mitochondrion; cellular response to nitrogen starvation. The transcript has 4 exons. The coding region runs from base 1 to 510 and encodes 169 amino acids.
AUGCAGGCUCCACAGAAAACCCAAAGCCUCAGACCCUUCAAGCAGAGGAAGAGUUUAGCAACUAGACAAGAGGAAGUUGCUGGAAUCCGGGCAAAGUUCCCAAACAAGAUCCCGGUGAUCGUGGAGCGCUACCCCGGGGAGAAGUUCCUGCCUCCGCUGGACAAGACCAAGUUCCUGGUCCCGCAGGAGCUGACCAUGACCCAGUUCCUCAGCGUCGUCCGGAGCCGCCUGGUCCUCGGGGCCACUGAAGCCUUUUAUUUGCUGGUGAACAACAAGAGCCUGGUCAGCAUGAGUGUGACCAUGGCCGAAGUCUACAGGGACUACAAGGACGAGGACGGCUUUGUGUACGUGACCUACGCUUCCCAGGAGAUGUUCGGCUGCUCGGGGUCAGGGCAGACCCUGCCGUCCUCUCCAGGACAUGUCGGGAACCAGUCCUUGAACCCGUGGAGGGAUGGACCGCCUCCUGUGUGUGUGUCGGGCCAUCCAGGGAGCUGUGCUGCUCAUCUGUGA